Molecule: messenger RNA, 1506 nt
Organism: Exophiala aquamarina CBS 119918
Lineage: Eukaryota; Fungi; Ascomycota; Eurotiomycetes; Chaetothyriales; Herpotrichiellaceae
Exons: 1
Coding region: 1-1506 (501 amino acids)
Source: RefSeq, a predicted model, not a curated record
AUGACUGGGAUAUCGACCCUGCUAAGGAAGCCGGGAGCGGUCGCAGCAUCGGCGUUGCUUGUCGCUACCUGUAUUAUCUCGUUAUUCCUGAUUCGAAUGAACAUGGAAUUUGAUCCCACUCAGUCACCAAGAGUCUCCGUGGAACAAGUGAUUCCUGAUGAUAGCAUCGCGCAGAGACCGUCGCCCACUGUUGCGCUAGCCAGCGACACUACAUCGAGCAGCAGCCCUGCCACACCAACAGCAGACCACCAAGAUGACCGACCGGCUGAGAGUGUUGUCAAUGCAACAGUUGCCAAGCAUCACGACGAUGACGCCGUUUUUGACCCCGGCAACGGCUUUCGCCAGAUAUAUUCUCUCUCCACCAGCAAUGGGACCUUUUACCCGGUCUCUUUCGGCAACGAGUCGGCGUACAAUGUCAACGUCCUGCCUCACCCUACACGACCUGAUCAGUGGGUUAUCAUCGCUCAAGCACUCGCACAAGCCACUGUCAACGGGACAGUACAACUGAGGGAGGUGAAUUGCAUUGCCGAAUUCCUCCACGGCGUUCUUGCUUGUACUGAGCCUGCUACGGCCUUGCGAACGGCCCCCUCGAUACCCUGCGUCAAUUGUAUAGAUGGUGAAUCACCGCCAUUGCUCAAAAUGGUGUUCGGGCCUCGAGAUGCUCGCAUGUUCUAUGGUCCUAAGCAUGCUUAUGUUAUGUACGGCUCUCAAUCUCACUACACCUGGUUGGGGCUGUGGAUUCAGCACGCAGGCAAGUUGAUCCCCGCCCUGAACCAGGCCGACUCUGAUGAGGCAUCUGCGUUUCCCGAGGCCACGGAAAUCGAACGACCAACCCCGCAUAAGCUCGGCUACGAAAAGAACUUCUUUCUUUUCUGGGACAGUCAAGGAGCCAUGUACGUGCAUCACGACAUAUAUCCUAACCGAACGUUCGCUCAGCUAUCUACUAACGGGUCCGUCCAUGCUGAUCUCUCUCCGGAGAGCGCGUCGAAAGAUAGUAUCUGCAUGGCUAAACACAUGCCCCGGCCAGGCCCCGAGCUAGAAGGUAUUCAUCAAGCCACCAACUCGCUGGCCCUGACCCUAUGCCGGCGCCACGACCAGGACUGCCACCCGAGCGACGAGAAUACUUUUAUCAUGAAUAUUUUCCAGCACAAAACGUAUCAUAGCUACCAUGCUCUUUACUACUCUUACGUCAUGUUAUUUCAACAGACUGCGCCAUUCGCAGUCCAUGCAAUCUCCAAAAAGCCUCUAUGGAUUCAUGGCCGGGAUAUGCUCACGAACAAGACACACGCAGCCUAUUACGACGAGCACCCACCCUCAAUGCCCAAAAAUCAUACGGAAAUGUUCUAUAUCACCAGCAUCAGUUGGAAAUCGUCCAAACAGAAAUAUAACGGAUAUAUUGACGAUCCUAUGUUUGUGUCGUUUGGAAUAGAAGAUACAAAAUCCGGCACUAUUGACGUCUCGGCCGGCGAUUUAUUGCAAGACUUGGCGUAUUGUGAAGAAGAUUAG